AGAUAAACGAAAUCAGCUGGAAAGUUUUUAUUGAGGUAGUUGAGCGCUCGCAUUCAUCUCACCUGGUAGUGCACCGCGUCUAUUGGUAACGAAGCUAUUAAGUGGCAUAUUCCGGAGCCACUUCUCAUCUGAGUGCUUGUGAACGGAAGAUCUAAAUCUCAGAUCUCGAAAUGUCGGAGCGAGAGGAUAACGUGUACAAGGCGAAGCUCGCCGAGCAGGCUGAGCGUUAUGAUGAAAUGGUGGAUGCAAUGAAGAAGGUGGCCUCCAUGAAUUCCGAACUCUCUGUCGAAGAACGCAACCUGCUCUCCGUAGCUUACAAAAACGUUAUUGGAGCUCGAAGAGCGUCCUGGAGGAUCAUCUCUUCCAUAGAACAGAAAGAAGAGAGUAAAGGUGCUGAGGACAAACUCGAAAUGAUCAAGCAAUAUCGUUCACAAGUUGAAACCGAACUACGCGAUAUUUGUAACGAUAUCCUCGAUGUGUUGGACAAGCAUCUCAUCCCUACAGCUACCACCGGAGAAUCCAAAGUAUUCUACUACAAAAUGAAAGGAGACUAUCAUCGAUAUCUUGCGGAGUUUGCGACCGGAGGCGACAGGAAAGAUGCCGCUGAAAACUCGUUGGUGGCAUACAAAUCUGCUUCGGACAUUGCAAUGACGGAGCUUGCUCCCACGCAUCCGAUCAGGCAAGUCAUGCGCUAUCCGGACCGUGCUUGCCGCCUUGCAAAGGCCGCCUUCGAUGAUGCAAUCGCGGAACUCGACACGUUGUCUGAAGAAUCCUACAAGGAUUCCACGCUCAUCAUGCAGCUUCUGCGCGACAAUCUGACCCUGUGGACUUCGGACAUGCAAGGAGAAGGGGAGAACGAGAACCGAGAUGAAGUUCAGGAUGUUGAAGGUGAAGCCCAACAACCUGCCGCUGCUUCAGACGCCGCAUCGUAAUUCUAGUGAUUUCCUCUACCGCGAAGGGGCUGAUCUGAGGCUGAGUGGGAUUGAAGCAUAACUGAAGAACGAGUUGUGAAACUGUGAACUCCUUUAAUUUAAAGCGUGUAUGGUCGUGCGAAAACUUAAGAAGUUUGUUCUUGCAUUUGAUCUAGCGUGAAACUCGGCUUUCUUCCUUUUUUUUGUUGCUUGAUGCGUGGGUUUGAUCAGUAUUUUAUACGAAUAGUAACGGGACGAUCUUCGCGUUGGCAGGAGUUUGUGGAACCACCAAUGUUCGUUUCUUCGUCUGUUUGUGUUUUCUUCUGUCUUCUCGUCUUUCUUUUUUUCUUGCUGAAGGCGGAAUUGUAAGAUAUCUAUGUCACCUCUUCCGUUUUUUUUUUCUUUGUUUUCUGGAAGAGAAAUUCUGUUUUUAGUCCGAGUUGGUUGUGUGGGUCAGCCCCUGGGUUCUUCUUCACUUGAGGCGCCCUUGCUGUAAUGGAAACUCAAUUGCUUGGUAAGAAAUCUCACGAGGAACCUGUUGAAAGAAAGCUGAGUGCUUUAGCGCUGGUUCGCUUCACGUUGGGAAGAGCCCAGUUUUAUCCUGACUGAAUCAAACACCUUAUUACAUUUUGUGAUUCGUACAUUGUUUGAAGUUGUUGAAUUAUCCUUUGCAUGCGUUUAGAAUGUAGAAGGGUUCGUUUCUGUUCUACCCCCGCGUGUCCCGGGCCCGAGAUUCUUAUUCUACAGUACGUUUCUUAAUCGGGUGUCUCGUCUGAAUUUAUUUUCCAUGUUCGUGGCAGGUCAGAUCAGGUUUAGGCUUCAACUGUCCAAUUUUGAAGACUUUAAAAUCGGGGGUAGAACAUAAAAGUACCACUAAGAGGAACAAGGUUGCCUUUUCAGUCCCGACUAGAGAGUUAGUUAGAGAACUUUCGUUUGGUUUUUUUUAAUUUUAUUUUUGUUUCGGCUUGAAAUCUUAGCAAAGUUGAAGCAAUGCUACCAAUGAACUGCUUUUUGUAGCCGCACGCGUGCUGUUUCAUUAGAGACCGUCGAUGUACUUGUGAGUUUCUACGGGAGUUGUGCGUAGGCAAGAGUUGUGCAUCAGCUUCGUGCGUGAAACCAAAGAUGAGAAGAAUUCGUAUUCCUGAACAUUUGGCCCGCGACAGGGUCCCGAUGUGGUGUUUUUACGUCAAUAGCCCUGCACUUGUUUUUUUUUUUUUUUGUUGGUUGAGUUGGAUGCAUUCCUGUUCGUGACGGGUUGUGUAGUCGAUGUUCUGCUCUUGGAAAGAAGAAGACAUUUUGCGUGUGUUGGAAACCUAAUCGUCGUCGGAAAAAAAGAUAAGCGUUUCUAUGUUCAUAAAACUUGUAAUACGUUGAGAUGCUGUCGGGCGCAGUCUUGUGUCGCUCAUGCGCAACCUUCCGAUUCCGAUAGAUGGAUAUCUAGAUAGCUGGAGGGUGGGGAGGGGAAAUGAUUUUCUCUCUUUCCAGACCGAGUUUCUUUUUUCCCCCCACCUCCUUCCCAGAGAAUGACUGAUCUGAAGAAGCCAAGAAAAAUCGGAUUUGGUUGACUUCUCUGGUUCCGGAACCCCGGCAAGGGGGCUUGUGCAUUGAGUUUGGGAUGAGUGGUGCGGGCUGUGGCCCCGCGGCAGCCGUUGGAUCUUAUUUUACGAACUUUUGUUUGGUCUGGUAUCUUGCGGACUUAAGAAUGAAGGAAUUCCGGGAAUAA
Messenger RNA from Notodromas monacha, 2634 nucleotides. Lineage: Eukaryota; Metazoa; Arthropoda; Ostracoda; Podocopida; Cyprididae. The record is from the annotation of a GenBank genome assembly.